Uranotaenia lowii is the source of this 1439-nucleotide messenger RNA. RefSeq names its product serine protease inhibitor 2-like. NCBI's taxonomy places the organism in Eukaryota, Metazoa, Arthropoda, Insecta, Diptera, Culicidae. The coding region runs from base 128 to 1360 and encodes 410 amino acids. Gene Ontology annotation, molecular function: serine-type endopeptidase inhibitor activity. The record is from RefSeq and is a predicted model, not a curated record. The transcript is spliced from 6 exons.
AGGAAAGAACCGGGCAAAGCCAUCGGCUUAGCUUGUUUCUUCAGUUGCUUCCCGACCGUUGAACCGGCGAAGCAGAUUCUCUUAGUUGUAAACUUUAGGACAUUUAGAGUUGUUCAGUGUGAUAAAAAUGAAGGCAUUAUUCGUGACUAUCUGUUGCGUUCUAGCAUCAGGUUGUUUGGCGCAAAGUGAUGUUUCCGUCAACGAAGAUCAACCUUUCCGAAAUCCCCGGGAUGUUGAUUUUGACUGGAAGUUAACAAAGCAAAUUUUCAAUAAACUAAAAACGAAUGCCAUAAUUUCACCCUUUUCUGUGAAAAUUUUGCUUACCCUGCUGUACGAAGCUUCAGGUGAUGCAGCUGUUAUCGGGCCGUCGAAUACGAAAUCGGAACUAGCAGCUGUUUUGGACAAAGAUAAGGACAUAAACAACACUCGUUUGAUGUACCGAAAGUUCUUGGACUCAGCUCUUCAGCAAACCGAAGAUUAUGAUCUCCAGUUAGCAACCAAAAUUUUCGUCGAUGAAUUCAUAGAAGUCAUCCAGAAGUAUCAGCAAAUCUCCGACCAUUUCUAUAAUGCUACUGUUGAUAAAGUUUCAUUCAAGAAUUCUAAAGCUGCUGCUGAUUACAUAAACAAGUGGGUAUCGGACACUACCAGGGGACGUAUCAAGGAAUUGGUGAAUGCUGAUGGCCUGAAGGAUGCCGUGGUAACCAUGGUUAACGCAAUCUACUUCAAGGGUCUUUGGACCUAUCCGUUCCCAGAAGGAGGACCUCGUCAGGCCUUCAACAUUGCGGGACGAAAAACAGUCGAUGCUGACUAUAUGGAGCAGAAUGGGCUCUUUUACUAUGACGACUCUGCCUCCUUGAAGGCUCAAUUGCUCCGUUUGCCCUACAAAGGAGGUAGAUUUUCGAUGUACUUCAUGUUGCCCCAUCAGGACAGUUCGGUUGAAGACGUUUUGAAUCGAAUUACUCCCAUCACAUUGCAUCAAGCGCUGUGGUACAUGGAUGAAACCGAAGUGAAUGUUACCAUUCCAAAGUUCAAAUUUGAUUUCUCAGAGGAAUUGAACCAGCCACUGAAGGAUAUCGGAAUCCGUGAGAUUUUCUCGCAAAACGCUUCUCUUCCUCUUUUGGCUCGCGGAAAAGGAACCAUGAACAUGCUUCGAGUAUCCAGAGUAUUCCAGAAGGCCGGCAUUGCCAUCAACGAAAGAGGCAGUGAAGCAUACGCAGCAACUGAAAUUCAACUGGUCAACAAAUUCGGAGGUGAUGGAACACAGAUAUUCAAUGCAAAUCGACCAUUCCUGUUUUUCAUUGAAGACGAUACUCAGGGAACACUGCUGUUUGCUGGAAAAGUCGAGGACCCUACCAAGUAAAAUCAACUCUCACCCGUUUUAAACUUCAAUUUUGACUCCUCCGUAAAGUGGUUCAUGAAAAUAAAAUUUAAAAAACAUA